AUGGCGAAUAAAGUUACUAUGCAGAAACUUCAUGAAUGGGGAUCAAUGUACGAGAAAAAAUUUGAAUAUGUUUUUGUGACAUGUGCAGUUGGUAGGACCUCUGAAGGCAUACUUACUGAAUUAAAGAUGCGCUAUAGAAACACGCAUGUUGUUGAAUUGGAUAUUGCUUCAAAAGAGGAAAUGAAUGUCAGCUAUUCAGGAGAAAUAGUUAAUGACACUCUAGAUAGGGCAGAGACUGAUUCAGAAGACAAUUUAGAUGAUAUCUCCUCCGGUGAAAUUGACAUCUCCAGGCAGUUUGAGCUCAAUAAGGUUCCAGAAGAAGAAAAUGAAACCUUAUACACCCAACAAAGAGAAUAUGAUGUACAUGCUGCAAAAAGGAGCUUCAAUCUGAACAAAAAGCCAUGGUUUGUGUAA
Molecule: messenger RNA, 414 nt
Organism: Arachis ipaensis
Lineage: Eukaryota; Viridiplantae; Streptophyta; Magnoliopsida; Fabales; Fabaceae
Source: RefSeq, a predicted model, not a curated record